This is a messenger RNA of Chara braunii, 1932 nucleotides long. Lineage: Eukaryota; Viridiplantae; Streptophyta; Charophyceae; Charales; Characeae. The record is from the annotation of a GenBank genome assembly.
AUCUAACUUUCUUCUUCGUUAGGAUCUUCGAUCUCAGGGAUGGUUAUACCUGGACUGACAUCAGUAUGGUUGCUCUGUUCUAUGCUCUUAACUUGCCGAUGCCAGAACGAUGCUGGCCGGAGCUGGGGUGUUACCCUGUAACCUGCUACAGUAGGAGCGUGAGGCCUUGUAGAGAGAUCUGGGGUUUGUCGAGGGAGGAAGGCAAUCCAGUGGUGAAUUGGGGGGGCCGCCUUGACACCCUCUGGGUUAGGGAUAGUCUCGGUGGCGAGAACAGUUCUCGCAGUGGCCUCGCUAUGGCACUAGGACAUCAUCCGAUUCUGCAGGUUGCGCGGCAGGCGGAGGUUCAUGGCGCUCUCGGUGUUGCGUACAGGCUCCAGAUCCCAUCAAAGUGGAUGGAUCAUCGGACAUACAGUAACGGAAAUGAGAUUCCUUAUGGUCAACUCACAAAGAAAGGAGCAGAACAGGCUCGCGAGCUUGGCCAAACGUUACGGCGGCAUUAUGGAGAACUACUGGAUCUCCCAGUGGAGCCUUUAGACCCACCGGGAUGGCUCCAUUUGCGCUCAACAGAUUUCAGGCGAACACACAUGACAGGUUUCUAUGUGCUGUCAGGUCUUCUCGAGUCAGAAAGCAGAGCAGGGAAGUUGAAGUUUAACAUUCGUGGAACGACUGAGGAGACACUUUGUGUUCACACCGACGCGUGUCCGAGGCUGUCUGCUCUCUGGAAACGAGUAUGGAAAGAGGUUUGUAAACAGAGCAAGAUGGACGGUGAGGUUCAUGAAGGUGGUUGGCGAGCAGAGCACCAGAGGGAGAAGCGCAUCAUGGCAGAUUUUUUGGGCAUCUCGUCAUCUGGAAGCUUUCCAUGGAUGAUGGCAAUAGACUUUCUGGAUUGCAGACGAGCACAUGGAGAUCGUCUUCCUCAAGGGUUAAAUGAGAGUGACCUGGUUCGUCUCCGGGAGCUCAUCUUGGAAGAUCAUGCGAAAUGCAUACAGCAUGAAGGGCUGAUGCCAUUCUUUGGUGGAAGAAUGAUAACAGAGCUUUAUCGUGACAUGAAGAAAGCUGUUGAGCAUCGCGAAAAAGCUGAUCCAUUGAAGCCCCGGCUAGCUCUUUAUUCUGCACAUGAUAUCACUCUCCUGCCUCUUUCAGUUUCUAUAGGAGUUCCAAUGAAGAAAUGGCCUCCUUAUGCAUCAGUUAUGUGUUUCGAGCUUUGGUCAACAAUGGAUGGCCAGUCGCACUUUGUGAGGGUUCUUUUCAACUGGGAGGAGCUUGCUUUGCAAGGACGGCUUUCAGACAAGAUCCUCACACGCUGUGAAGAGAAAGACGGACAUGCUUCUCGCACCACUCCAGCAAAUAAACUAGCGCCUAUGACCGUUGUGUCAUGGGAUACUUUCUCAAAGAUUGUCGGCAAGCACAUCUUGGAUGACCUGGACUUUGAGCGCAUAUGCAGUUCCCUACCUGAAGUCGGGGGAAGCUCCAAGUGAGCCCUUGUCUCCCAGUCAUAGCAUUUUCUGACGCACCCUAAGAUGUGUUGGUGGUUCUGUUGUCAUCUGCUCCUCUCUCAAAGGACCAGUAGCCUCGUUUAGCCAUGGCGGGUUUGCAUUGUGCGCCAGGCUUUGCUGAACUGCCAGCGGCCCACUUGUUUUUCUUUCUGGCGGGCGCAAGCCGUCAUUGUGGUCCGGUGGCCCCUGCUCAAGUUUGUGUUGGCCGUGUACUGGCGGCUUAAGCCACUUCUGAACAUGACCUGCAAGGCAAACAGAUUUUUGCAGUGCCACUUACGGAACUGGUUUCCAGCAGUCUGGCUGCAGAGGCCGUUUGCAAAUGUGCUGCAGUCCGCACCUCCACACCACCAAGUCGCUGCCGAGAAAUGUAUGGCAGCGUGUUACAGUUGCAAGACCGAACAGCUUUGAAUUGACAAAGUAAACUGGAGUUUAACUC